GCACGCCACCGCUCAACGGAAUUUUCUCUUCCUUUUCUCGGAUCUUACUGCGUUGCUGAUGGCAAAACACAAACACUGAAUCUUUUCAUAUGGCUCGAUUGCCAAGGUAGGAAUCGUCAGCCUUUUAUCAUAUUCACGUCUUUCUUGUUGGCAAAGAAUCCAUCUUUUUUCCCUCGCUCGCUAUCUCAAUCGGUCCACUUUUUCCUCCAUCUAUGCACCAUGCACAAAAUGGCCCGUUUAUUAUUGAUCAGAUCCCGUCGAACUUUGGCUUUCGUUCGGUGUCUGUGCUAAUCCAUCCGACAAGUCAUGACAUGGAUUGCCUCCACCACAUGCUAAUCAUGCAAAAUUUGGUACUGGUAAUGCUUUUUCAUCGAUCAGAGACCCUCUCGUUGGAUAUCAAAGUCCUGAAUACCGUCUACCAAGUUUCCCCCUACUCCAUUGACUCUGUUACUUACCUCCAACUCUCAUACAAUACUUCCUGAACAAUCUCCGAACCUUCUUUUGACCUCUUCCCCAAGUCCUUCUCAUUGUGCUGUACAUACGUGAAUCCUGGAUUCUUCGAUUUCCAUCCUCCCUUCAGCAUCAGAUACUGUCUUUUUCGACUGAUUGAUUUCACCAACGCACUCAACCUGCCCGGGCGGUGUCCGGGUGACCGUCGACUCGGUUCACACACAUAUGGCCGACGGACAACUCCCUUCAUCAGAACCCGAAAGCCACAGCAGUAGCAAUAAUUCCAGCACAAAUCAUAGCAGGAGCCAGAGUGCCCACGGAAGGGCUGGUCAAAAAACGCACAAGGUCAAAUUUAUCGGUGACGAGGAUGGUGGUGGUGGUGAACAGGGAGAGUCCUCCCGACGGAGGAGUAUACCUGAAAUACGACUCGCAGAAUCAGAAGAUGUAGCCGACUCUCCCAUGACGCCGACCGAGUCGGAAUAUGCAGGACGAGCCGAUGUUGCAGCUGCCCAAGCACAGAGUCGGGCCAGUCGCUUAGCCUUUAGACUCAGCAACUCACAAACACAAACGGGACGCGGCAAGACAAACUCUGGUUCAAAUACUCCUCUCAUACCAAACCAACAAGGUUAUGCUUCACCCGACAACUCACCGCCCAUGAAACCAUUGAGCGACUGGCUUGUCGACGUCGACGAUAUUCCUCUGACCUCCCUUUCCAAAGACAAACGACCAUAUACUAUCCACGACGAUACGACUGAUGACGAUGAUGACGACGAUGAUGAAAAGCCCAAAACCCUCAAGCGAGAUGACGAAAACAUAGCCGAAGCGAGACGCCUUUUGAGAACCCUCACCAAUGGCCCCCAACAGGGGUCCAGAUGGCAGCCUCAUCCUAGGUCUGGAUCGGAGACCCCGGCCGUUGAUAAACAUCUACACGACUUAGAUUAUGUCCCACCUCCAAAUGAUUAUCGGCCUGGCGUCUUCGGGGCCAUUCUCUCGUCCAAGCUUGCCGAUCUUCAACAACAUGGCUUCACGCAUCCAAGGUACCAUGACGAUAGCCCUCAACACCAUCAAGGUGUCAGGCACGACUCCAAAGAUGGUCGUUUCGCCGGCCAUUCCCGAGCGAAUUCGGACACUUAUGCUCCUUCUUAUACAUCAUCAGGCCGGGCCACGCCCUCCGGGAGACUGACGCCGUCGUCCAAGAGGCCAAAAUGGUACGAAAAACCAAAUCAUUCCAUGAGCUCCAUGGGCUCCAUGGCGACAUUGCUGGCAUCUGCGUCGGCGGCCUCGGCAGCGCCGGCCGCCCCAAGCACCACUGGGCAAGUGCCACGGCCACACCUGCCUCGAUCCAAAUCUUCGAAUAGUAUGAUUGCCACUGCGGUCGACAUGAUCAAGCAUCCUGGGAAUCAUUUUCAUCACAAAUCCGAGCAGAUUCUCCGAGCCGAGGAAGAACGCGUCAUCCACGAUGUUGCCGAGAUCAUUGCCUGUCGCAAGUACCUCAAGAAACUCGCCCGGGCAUUGAUGGCGGUCGGUGCACCGUCACACCGUCUCGAAGAAUACAUGAAGACGUCGGCACGAGCGCUCGGCAUUGACGGCGACUUUCUGUACCUGCCUGGGUCCAUGCUCGUCUCGAUCAACGACAAGGUCACCAUGAGUACGGAAGUCACGCUGGUCAGGGAAACUCAAAACGUCGACCUGGGGAAAUUCAAGGACGUCUUUGCCACGUACAAGUGCGUCAUCCACGGGAAACUGACGGCCCAAGAGGGCCUUGACGAACUCGACGGUAUCCUCAAAUCUCCCAAGCGACACAAGACGCCCGUACAGAUUCUGGCCUACGGCAUUGCCGCCGUUGCCGUCGGGCCAUUCGCUUUCGCCGCGAGACCCGUCGACUUUGGACCAAGUUUUGCCCUGGGUUGUGUUUUGGGUUUCCUGCAGCUCAUCGUGGUGACUCGCUCAUCACAAUUCUCGCACGUGUUCGAGGUCCUCGCGGCGGUCAUCAUAGCGUUCGUCGCCCGAGGUCUCGGCUCCAUCUACCACAACAGCCAUCCUGUGUUCUGCUUCUCCGCCAUAGCGCAGAGCAGUAUAGCACUGAUCUUGCCGGGAUAUACUGUUCUCUGCGCGGCUCUGGAAUUACAGAGCAAAAGUCUGGUCGCCGGAUCGGUCAGGAUGGUAUAUGCCAUCAUCUACUCGCUGUUCCUUGGUUUCGGUAUCCUCAUAGGCUCUGUCUUGAUGGGUAUCAUGUAUAAUGAUGCACAGAGCAGUGUGACCUGUGAUAUGCCGUCAUGGUGGAACGUCACCAACCCCAACUACCAAUUGAUCUAUGUCAAGUUCAUAUGGGUUCCGGUGUUUGCUAUAUGUCUUGCAAUCAUCAACCAAGCCAAAUGGGGCCAAAUUCCCGUCAUGACCAUCAUCGCCAUGGCCGGAUACCAGGCCAACUUUUGGAUUUCCGUCUACCUGGCGAACAACAUUCAGGUUGCAAAUGCCAUCGGCGCUUUUGUUAUCGGAUGUCUGGCGAACUUGUACAGUCGAUUCUUUCACGGUCUCGCCGCCGCGGCCAUGUUGCCUGCGAUAUUCGUCCAGGUGCCUUCGGGCCUCGCUGCGAGCGGUAGUCUCGUCGCCGGCAUCACGAGCGCGAAUCAAAUCACGCACAACACGACGGGUAUUAGUGUCAUCAACAACGGGACGGCCGGAUUUCAAGCCGCCCAGGACAGCGCAUCUGCGGGAUUGUAUUCCGGGACGAUAUUCAAUGUUGGGUACGGCAUGAUUCAGAUCGCCAUUGGUAUCAGCGUGGGUUUGUACCUGAGUGCUUUGGUCGUGUAUCCUAUUGGGAAACGGAGGAGUGGAUUAUUUAGUUUUUGAUUCUAGCUUUUUGGAGGGGUUUUGAGCGUUUUUGGACAUUUUGUACAGGAGUCCUAUGGGUUAUGAUUAUUUGUUGGAAAUGAUAUGAUGUUGUGUGAGCGAACCUACUCAUUACGAGUCCCAAACCUACCUACAAGGUAACAUAUUCUAGUCCCUUUAGGUUAUAUCUAAUGUAUUGAACACAAACAAGCCUGGUCAAAGCAACGUCUCUCCCUUUUAUACGGAGCGUUUGAAAAGUUUGAGAGUUGAGAUAUUG
Messenger RNA from Exophiala oligosperma, 3559 nucleotides. RefSeq lists its product as uncharacterized. Gene Ontology annotation, molecular function: transmembrane transporter activity. Gene Ontology annotation, biological process: transmembrane transport. The transcript is spliced from 5 exons. The record is from RefSeq and is a predicted model, not a curated record. Lineage: Eukaryota; Fungi; Ascomycota; Eurotiomycetes; Chaetothyriales; Herpotrichiellaceae. Bases 676 to 3303 code for a protein of 875 amino acids.